UGAAGUUUUCCCUUUUUUUUUUAUUUGUAAGGCAGGUUUCAAGUGAGCGGCAGUACUAAAUAGUCGAAAGAUUCUGCUUUUGGAGUCGGGGUUUUCUUGGGCUAAAGGACAACACUUGUUGCAUAGAAAUGUCAAAUUGAAGCUUAAGCCAAACGCCCAAACGGCAAUCAUCAAGAGUUGCGCUAAAAGGUAUGAGUCCACCCGGGUCUAUUACUUGAUCCCCUUAACACGAAAACUAGGAUUAAUUGAUCUGGUCGCAACCCAACAUUAGCGGAGGAAAUACAUCGAACACAUAGUGGGCAGGAGAGAAAGACGAAGCCCCACGCACCCGACAAUGGCCAAAGGGUGUCACGCGUGCAGGGAAGUCGAAGAAGAAACCGAGAACAACUUUAUCCCCUUCCUCACCUCCCAAUUCGUCGUCUCCUCCCCCUGCUACUACUCCGCCGCGGCCGCCUCCUCCCGGGCUAUUCCACUCCUAUCCCUCGGCGAAUUCGACUUCCUCCACCCCUCUUCCACCUCCGUCCAUGCCGAGGAAACCCUUCCUUCGCCGCAUUGCUCCGAUUAUCCUCGUCGGCUCUGGAGCUUAUCUAUUUAUGAGGAAUAGAAAGAAAGAGUCUGUUGGGUCAGCGGAGAUAGCUUAUCAGGAGAGCCAGUCCGCUGGGGCGGAGGAGUUAGCUUACCAAGAGACCUCUUCGGCACCUGCUGAGACUCUCCGUGGAUAACACCGGCAAGUGUAAACUCCCCAGAAACCUGUAUUUUUCUCGCCCUUCAUUUUGCUCCUUUUUUUUUUCUUCUUAUGAAUAGCAAAUCGUCCUCUCAUGCAAAUAAAGAUUAAUACGGGUAGUGCUCCAAUAGGCUGCAGAGAAGGAAAUUGCAUGAUUAGCUAAGGUCAAUCUUAAAGCACUAUACUUUUUGUUCUUUGUCUUGAAAUUGGCUUAUAGAGCAUUAUCCAUUCGAAUCAGGAGUGUGCCGGUUUCAAGGUUCUUGUAAAGAUUUUCUUUCCUACUCUUUACAACUUAGUCUUGACAAAUGUGUUUCAUUUUAAUCGGUUUGAGUUAGAAGACAUGCACACUGCAACAUGUAUUGUGACAGUUAUCCUCUAAUUUGGUAGUGCUAUA
Ananas comosus (pineapple) is the source of this 1118-nucleotide messenger RNA. RefSeq names its product sulfated surface glycoprotein 185-like. The transcript is spliced from 4 exons. The record is from RefSeq and is a predicted model, not a curated record. NCBI's taxonomy places the organism in Eukaryota, Viridiplantae, Streptophyta, Magnoliopsida, Poales, Bromeliaceae. The coding region runs from base 335 to 604 and encodes 89 amino acids.